Messenger RNA from Boleophthalmus pectinirostris (great blue-spotted mudskipper), 786 nucleotides. RefSeq names its product forkhead box Q2 (gene foxq2). Gene Ontology annotation, molecular function: RNA polymerase II cis-regulatory region sequence-specific DNA binding; DNA-binding transcription factor activity, RNA polymerase II-specific. The record is from RefSeq and is a predicted model, not a curated record. NCBI's taxonomy places the organism in Eukaryota, Metazoa, Chordata, Actinopteri, Gobiiformes, Gobiidae. Gene Ontology annotation, biological process: regulation of transcription by RNA polymerase II; anatomical structure morphogenesis; cell differentiation.
AUGAAAACGGAUAGCAGAGAAAGACUUGGACUGAGCUUCACCAUUGACUAUCUUCUUUACAAUAAAGGAGUCAACCAGACUGAAGAAGAACCAUCGAGACAUCCCACUAUAGAACAAGCAAUGCUAAACAACCUGUCAACUCAUCAGGAUCCCAAAUACAAAGAGGUGGGGACAAGUAGACAGAAUGACAUGAUUCAAUGUUCUAAUCUCGAUACCAUAAAAAGAAACACCAAUGAAAAGAAGGACACCAAAGAAGAGGAGGAGGAGCACACAACCACCUCAAGUUACUCAAAUAAGUCUGAAGAAAAACCUAAUCAAUCCUAUAUUGCACUCAUAUCAAAGGCAAUUCUGGCAUCCCAACAAAAGAAACUCCUUCUAUGUGAUAUCUACCAGUGGAUCAUGGACCAUUACCCCUACUUCAAAAGCAAGGACAAAAACUGGAGGAAUAGUGUGCGUCACAACUUGUCCCUGAACGAGUGUUUCAUCAAAGCUGGUCGCAGUGACAAUGGCAAAGGUCACUUCUGGGCGAUUCAUCCGUCAAACUACCACGACUUCUCUAAGGGAGACUAUCAUUGCAGACGGGCCAGGCGAAGGGUGCGGAGGCUGGCCGGACAGGUGCCUCUUAGCGCCUCCUACCAUCCUCUGUUUGGACCACGCCAGCCAGUCUGUUGGUGCUGUCCACGAAGUCCCACUCUGACCUGCUUGCCCACCAGACUUUGCUGGCCCUGGUCCCAUUUGCAGCCUCACGUGGGGAUGUACCCACUCUUCCAGACUUCUACAUCAUAA